GACGCCUGUACUUCACGGUGGCUGCGGCGCGCGUGGAGAGGCCUGGCCCCGCGUGGGGCCGAGCCGGCGCGAGGCUGCCGCCGGUGAGCCUGAAGCACAGGCCACGCACGCAGGGCCCAAUCUUUUGGGCCGUGAGCGGCCGCGGCGUUGGCGGCGAGACCUCCCAGAUGCCGGUUGGGGCUCUUAGGAGCGGAGCGCAGGCUGGGCCCGGGCCGCGGGCGGGAUAAGAGUCCGACGGGCCUGCUCGCCCCGCGCGUGGAUGCGGCGGCGGCGGCGAUGGACGCCGUAGAGGAAGAGAGCUUCGCCCUGUCCUUCUCUUCCGCCUCCGAUGCAGAAUUUGAUGCUGUGGUUGGAUAUUUAGAGGACAUUAUCAUGGAUGACGAGUUCCAGUUAUUACAGAGGAAUUUCAUGGACAAGUACUACCAGGAGUUUGAAGACACAGAAGAGAAUAAACUCACCUACACACCUAUUUUUAAUGAAUAUAUUUCUUUGGUAGAAAAGUAUAUUGAAGAACAGCUCCUGGAACGGAUUCCUGGAUUUAACAUGGCAGCUUUCACGACAACUUUGCAGCAUCAUAAAGAUGAAGUGGCUGGUGACAUAUUUGACAUGCUGCUCACGUUCACAGAUUUUCUGGCUUUUAAGGAAAUGUUUCUGGACUACAGAGCAGAAAAAGAAGGCCGGGGACUGGAUUUAAGCAGUGGUUUAGUGGUGACUUCAUUGUGUAAAUCAUCCCCUGUGCCAGCUUCCCAGAAUGAUCUGCGACACUAGGCCCUGCCACCAGGCAGAGAUAUCUUCCUGGACGUCGCCAGCCCCAUAGACUGGAAGAGGCUUUGGCUAUGUGACAGAAAACAUCUUGGAAAGACGGGCUCUGUUCCACAACUCGUUGCUGACGUUAAGUAUUGAUGGGUCAGAAGACAGUCCAUCUGACCCUCCUAGGCCCCUGAAGCACCUUGUGUUCAGUAAUCCUAGCACUCCUCCCCAAGUAGACCCCUCUCUCAGGCCUGAGUCAGGCUCCUCUGGAGCAAGCCUGAGGCCAGCAUCCCCCCGGGGACCCCAUCCCCAGCAUAAACGUUGGUAGGUCAGCAUCAUUUGGAAGAACCCACCAGCUCCACCCCUCUUUGGCCCCGCCUGUCCAUCAGGCUUUUUGUGUGCUAACAGCUUCCUGUAUGCAUCAGUUUCAGUCCUGCAGCCUCAGAGGGGUUUCUACCCAUGUGGGAACAUUUCUCUAGGCUGUUCCUUGAGACAGCUGCCCUCUGCAGCAGCUCCCAUCCCAGCUGGUCCUGGCUGUAGGAAUAACCGAGAGAUGCCCCUUACCUGAAGCUACCUGUGAAAAUCACUUCCUUGUCUUACAGUCGGCAGUCCCUGCAUCACUCUGUCUUCUGCUGGUCCUGAUGUAGUCUGUUUCUAGAAUUCUUUUAAGCAUUUAUAGAUAACUAUUUUUAUAGAUGAAUACUCAGGCUAACCUAGUGGCUAUAAUCUUGGAGCUUCCAUGAUUACCCACUUAAAGAUCAAAGUAUUAUAUACUGUGUGCUUUUUAGCUAUUAGUGCUAUGAAAGCAAAGAUGCUUUCUAUGUUGGUGUACCUAGUUUACUGGGCACCAGUGAGUGUGUGCUUAUGCUGGAAGUAGGCUAAAAGGUCUCCCUUUCUUACAGCAUGUUAAGUGUUCGUACAGGUUUGCUAAAACUUUACCCUUCUGUGUAAAUCAGUUUGUUAGGUUUUCUGUUGGAGUAGGGCCUCUGCAGUUCCUUCCUGUCCAGAUCUCCCUACCAAGGCGGUGUUCCGCUGGGUUGGCUCAGCAUGAGUAGGAGAGCGCAAACAGCUUCACUAGUCAUAUGUAUGCCUUGAUUUAGCAGUGUUUCAUAGAAAUCACCAGAAAACAUGGAUGUCACAUCUCUAGAAAGACAAGACAUAGUAUUUCAAUUCUCAAUGUGUACCUUCCAUAUAUUUUUUUUUUCUUUUUUUUAAGUAAAAAGACUAUACUUAUAAACUUCGGUUGGCUGUUCUGGUCUUAAAGUGUGAGCUGUAGACUCUUUCUGUACUGAUGCGUGGCACUUAUUAAAUACUUUUGUACCAUGAAUAUA
Lynx canadensis (Canada lynx) is the source of this 2081-nucleotide messenger RNA. It is a transcript of the gene ARL2BP, whose product is annotated as ADP ribosylation factor like GTPase 2 binding protein. Lineage: Eukaryota; Metazoa; Chordata; Mammalia; Carnivora; Felidae. The record is from RefSeq and is a predicted model, not a curated record. Gene Ontology annotation, biological process: positive regulation of tyrosine phosphorylation of STAT protein; maintenance of protein location in nucleus. The coding region runs from base 277 to 768 and encodes 163 amino acids. The transcript is spliced from 6 exons. Gene Ontology annotation, cellular component: mitochondrial intermembrane space.